AUGAUAAAGAGAACAACACGAACUACUGAUGUGCCAAAACUGCGCAGAAAUUUAAAAGGACGCGGUCGUAUUGCAGAAACAGUGUGCUGUGGACAUUUUGGUGGAUUCGCGUACGUGAAAUUUGUAUUGUUGUGGCUCAGUUGUAUUGCGCUUGAUUUAUUGAUCGGGUUCCGUUUUGAGUUAUUAUAUCCGGUUUGGUUACUUAUGCGCAAUUGCUACGAUUCAUUUCGAUUCCAGGGUCUCGUUAGCUCAUUGCAAUAUUCUGCUUUUUCUGCAUUUUUUGUAUGUGCGACAGUAACAACGGAUCUUAUAUGUUUUAUAUUUCUUCCUGUUCAGCUGUUAUUCUUCCUUGCAAGUACAUAUGUGUGGUUUCUUCUGAUUUGGCAGACAGCAGAACGAGGCAUCGGUUCAACUCAUUUGCUGUUGUGGAUCGCUGCAAUAUCUUUCGAAUAUAAUUGGCGUUAUCGAGGAGAUUCGCCGCUUCAGUUAUUAAAAGGUUCGACGCUUGGGUCAGCACUCAAUUUUCUUACUGGUGGUUUGUUGACAAACUGGCUGGAAUUUCAUGAUUUAUCAACCAACGGUGAAAUGGUUGCAAGUGAUUCUUCCAAAGAAUGCUAUCCGCCAGCACGAUUUGUUAAUCCUAUUGAUAGUUUUUUGGGUGGUUUUGGUGUCGCGUUAAUGGCAGCUUUUGCACACAGUUCUUCAUUUACUUCCGAUAUCUGCCGUCCCUUUGCUGCACAUUGCAUUGGCUACCCAGUCGUCAUGCUUGGAUUUGGUCUCAAAACUUAUUUCAAACUUUGGAGAGUUAAAAGACGCCAGCGCGAAGUAUCACUUGCCAACGAAGUAUAUUGUAAGCUUUUAAUAGAGGCAUUACCUUCAUUAUAUGAAGGCCCGAAAAUAUAUUCGCAGUGUAGUGGCACAGUAUUACAGGAUCAGGAACAGAUAGAGUAUGAAUCCGAACUUUGUCCUGGCUCGUUACAAAAUUUAGCUAUUUGCGCAUCAUCUUCAUCAACCACCAUAACACAGCGGAAGAACUCACGUGUUGGAGCUGGUUGGAAGCAAAAUAGUUGGAAGCAUACAGGCAUUAAUCCGAAAAAAGUUCCUGUUCCUUCAAAUGGGUCUUUAUCAACGCGGAAGGAAAGAGUGGUAAGAGAAAAUAACGAUGAUGAUGAUACAGCUAGUUCUGUGUCGUUAUCGGUAGCACCGAAAAUGUAUUUGUGGCGCGUGAUAUGGGAUUUACUUUGGAGUAUAAUGUUGUACAUAUUGGGUGGUGUUGUUGAGUCGCCAUCAUCAUCCUUAGAUGAUCAUAUAUCAUUGUCCUCGAAUGAAAUGGAAAGCGAGGAUGAAAUGAUGGAGCAGGAAGAAACUUCAUCUCAACCGGAUGAUGCUUCACCAAGUUCUAAUCGUUUAGGAUCUAUUCAUCGACAUGCAAAUAGUUCCAAAAAAAACAAAGUGUUAAUUUCGAGUUCGGGAAACUAUUCUCGAGCAAAAGGCAGACGUUCACGGGGGCGUCAUUUACAAAACCAUACUGGCUAUAUCUUGUCGCCAUUGGCACCUGGAGCUGCGUUGUCAUCAUCUACACUGGGUGCUAAUUGUGCAUUAAAUAAUAAUUUAUUGAAUCUGGCAGCUGGUAGUAUACAGCAAGAUAGACAGAUGUACAAUUCUGCUAGCAAUACGGGUUAUCAGAACAUGUCGAUUACCAGUGUUAAUGUUGUUGAGAGUGGUGGUUCGUCUACAGGCAAUGCUGCUACGUUCAGUGGGAAGGCCAGUGAAUAUGAUACUGAAGAACUGCUGGAAACAUUGCGUAAUGAUCUGCGAGUGGCACGAUCACAAGAAACGGAAUUACGGUACAUGCUGCAACAGUAUAUCAAUGGAGAAAAGCAGUUGAAGGGAGAAUUACAACAGUUAAAAUUGAAGCAUGAGCAAAGUGAAAACAGGCUUACAAAUAUAAUGAAAGCACGCGAGCAGGACAAAUCAUCGAUGCAAUUGCUAGAAAAGAAAUUAAUUGAUAUGCAAACGAAAAAGAGUGAAUUAGAAAAAGAAUUAAAUGCAGAGAAACGUAGCAAAAUUAAAGAAGAGCAUGCUGCUGCACGUGCAUUAGCUGCAGCGCAAUCAAAUAAAACUGUUGAAUGUAGUGAAGCAUGCAAAACAAAGAAGGCUGAUUUGGAGAAAGAAUUGCGAACCCUUCGACGUGAAUUGAAGGCUAAGGAGGAACUUGCAAAUGAGCGUGAAGAGGAGCUGCGACAGUUACGUCAGUAUAAAGAAAGCAAUGAUUUGCAGGAGCUGCAUGCUACACUUACAGUUAUUCGUGACAAGAACAUCCAUUUAGAAAAGUCACUGUCAGCAGAGAAUCGACUAAAGCAGAAAUUAUUUUAUGCUUUAAAUGAGGCACGAGGACAGAUGGCUGAUUAUCAGCAACAGCUACUUGCAAAGGAAACAGAGUUGCAUCUAAAAGAUGUUGAAUUAAUUAAUCUGCGAGGACGGUUUGGAAAUAGUACAGACGAUCCGUCAAAGUUGCCACCUACUGGAGAUAACCGAGGAUCGCUCUCAGUAAAAACGACACGCUGUGGUCCUACAAGUAGUGCUGUUUUGUCACCCGUUGUUAGUGAUAUUAGCGGCAUUCUGAAAACGCAUGUAACAACAGAACAGGACAUUUUCAUCAGUGCAAGCAGUGCUUACAUGCCAUAUACAUUUACUGCACAUUCUCAGGAUGAGCAUUCUUUAUUUGAUAGUGCAGUCACGCGUUCUGCCUCUACAGUACCACCAAAUUCAGUGAGCCCACCACCGCCAUUGCGCCUAUCCAAUGUUAGUUCAGAUCCUUUCCGUCUCACAAACAGCAAAUUCAGUCCAACGUCGACUCACAGCACUUCUCCAAGAAAUUCCUGA
Acanthocheilonema viteae is the source of this 2886-nucleotide messenger RNA. The record is from the annotation of a GenBank genome assembly. Lineage: Eukaryota; Metazoa; Nematoda; Chromadorea; Rhabditida; Onchocercidae.